Molecule: messenger RNA, 1590 nt
Organism: Mucor velutinosus
Lineage: Eukaryota; Fungi; Mucoromycota; Mucoromycetes; Mucorales; Mucoraceae
Gene: NAM7
Product: ATP-dependent RNA helicase
Exons: 4
Coding region: 1-1590 (529 amino acids)
Molecular function (GO): methyltransferase activity
Source: RefSeq, a predicted model, not a curated record
AUGGGAAAUCAAGCUUCACGUUCUUCCUCUAAUACGAAUCGCACCAGCGCAACUAUCAAAGAUGACCCUUGUUUGGAUAAUAUAAGGCAAUGGCACACAAACAACCCAGAUGAACCAUACAAGCGUCAAUACCCUUUACCGGCUAUAGCAAAUGAUCAUAAUCGCAUCAAACCGAGAAAGCAAUCAUCGCCUGCAGCUGUAAUUUCAAGCAUAAAUGGUGCUCGAAAACCAUUUUCUCGAUUUUUUCCAAGAUCCAAUCAUCGUAAUAACAGUUGUUUUGACAACACAUCAUUGUCAAAAUCGUUGCUCGUCAAUAAACCACUAUUAACAAACAAUACAACGGCAACAACUACUGCCACAACAACAACCACAUCUAAUACCAUUCACUCUAAUAAUAUCACACCUAAUACCACUAUUUCUAAUACCAAUCACUCUUCUUCCUCGGCUUCAGCGGCGACAUCCUUGUGCUCGUUUAAUUCUACACAGCCUCACUAUGUGCAUCCAUUAUCAACACCUUCCAUUUACAAUGAGCCAUGUCAUCAAAUGUUGCCUUUUGAAAACGAAUCAUUUUCAAGACCAAGCAUGGAAUCAUCUAGAAGAUUUAAUACACGAGAUAGUGUGUCUACAAACCAACUAAAAUUACUAUUAUUACAACAGCAACAACAACAGCAGCAAUGUACCUAUCGUUUGUUUGGCAAUCGAAAGUAUCACCAUGUCAACGGAUCAACGUACCUGCUGCCGUGUGACGAUGAAGAAGUGGAUCGAUUGCAUCUUCAGCAUUUCAUGAUUCGAUUUGCGAUUCAAGGAAACUAUCUAGCACCUGUCAGCGAUGUAUUGAGAAAGGGAGGUCGUGUUUUGGAUAUUGGAUGUGGUCCUGGAUCGUGGUCUAUGGAAAUCGCUGGCGAAUACCCCAAAUCAACUGUCAUUGGUGUCGAUAUCACACCCAACUAUCCCAGAGAAAUCAAGCCUGCCAACUGUGCCUUUUACCAAUGCAAUAUUCUCUCCACGUUACCAUUUGAGGAUGGCACAUUUGAUUACAUAUUCAUGAGAUUCAUGGGCCAAGGCGUUGGAUCAGAUGAAUGGUCUACAUUACUGAAAGAAUUGCUGCGUGUAUUGAAGCCAAAUGGUUGGAUUGAAUGGAUUGAGGCUGAUAUCGAAAUACAUCGUCCUGGUCCUGUUACGUCUGAAUUCAAUCAGAAGUUGAUCAAUUUGAUGAUGGAGCAUAAUCAAGAUGCGCGUAUCGGAAGUAAUUUGAAAUCAAGGUUGUUGGAAAUGGAUGAAUUGACAAAUAUUUCCACAACAUUUGUCUCUUGUCCAGGCGGUCAAUGGGCCGGCAAGCUGGGUCAGCUCACAAUGCAAUCGUGGAAGGCAUACUAUCAAGCAUUACGACCGCUCAUGUGCCAAUAUUGGGGGAUUUCUGCAACUGAAUACAAUGAAAGAUUGGAAGCAUGUUGGCGAGAAGCCGAUGAAUACAAAACGUUUGAAAAUGUUCAUUUUUCUUAUGCUCAGAAACAAGCAGCUCCUCCACCUCCGUCCAUUAAAGUUGCCAAUUCUGCUCCUUCGUCUAUCAAGGGUGGAAAACGAAAUUAA